UAUUGCGUUUUCCGAUUGCCGCACACGUGCCAAGAUUUCUGAUAUUUUCUACAUAAAUUACUUUAAUUUACAGGCGUAAUAAACUUACCUGAAACUUUUUAUAAGUAAAGGAUACUUCAACAACGUCCAUCCAGGAUCAUCAUAUUUAAAUAUUAUAAAGUCUAUAAAGUACAUGGCAAUGGUAUCAGAAGCUAAAGUUAAUGGUAGUGGGGCCGAAGCUCCUGCCGAAGUUCUGCCAGCCUUGGCAGAGAAACCAGCAGGGCUGCCACCCGGCAAAUACGCUCUUGUCGGAUGGGACAUGGAUACAACGGGAAGGAGGCUCAUUGAUGAGAUAUGUCAAAUAGCAGCCUUCACUCCCAAACAAUCGUAUUCUCAGUACAUUAUGCCAUACGGAGAUCUGAAUCCAGGUGCUAGGAGACGUCACAAUGUAAGGGUCGUUACAGUGGGCCGUUACCGAAUGCUGAAGGAUACUAACACACAUAAAAUAUUAAAAACUAAAUCUGAAAUAUCAGCAUUAACAGACUUCCUAGACUGGUUAGAAAAAGAAAAGGGUGACGGCAGUGUAAUCCUCAUCUACCACGAGCCCCGUCGUCUCAGUCCUACAAUGCUCUUAGAAGCUCUUACUCGUUAUAAGUUGUUGGACCGUUUCAAGACAAUAGUAGCAGGUUUCACAGACAGUUAUGCACUUGCCGCUGAUAAAUGCAAGUCGACAGUCAAAUCGAUAUCAUUAAGAGUUUUAGCCAGAGUAUUGUUGGAUGCAGAUACACUAUCUGUAGAUAGCGCUUUGGAUCGGGCUACUGCUGCAUAUAGGAUUGUUGAACAUCUUGCACAAGGAGAGCAGCAAGAAGUAGGAGCGGGUGGGGAAGGUACUACGGCCAGUAAGGAUAUGGUAGAGACGGCUCGCCUAUGGGCUCGGCCCGUCCAUACCGAGCUGGAGGCACUUGCCAACCUCAAGAAGCUACUAGAGAGACAGAACACAUUCCGGCCAGUAUUCGCUCCGCUACUUCGGUUAGCGCGUCCAGAGCGCAAGAGAGUGACUCAGCUCCGUCGCUUACUGGCUGAUGCUGGUCUGCUGUAUGAUCAGCUCCGGGACGCCUGGCAGGAUUGUAAGCUGCAAGGUUUAGAAAAACAAUUGGAGGCCUUAUCGGUAUCAGCAAAAGAGGAAGACAUUAAGGAGCUGAUUGAAAUAUUUGACUGUCACUUUGAUCCUGCCAAAGAGCCUAAAGGACUCAAACCUCGAGUACAGAACAGAACUAGGGGAACGUCUUCAGCGGGUGAGACGGGUGAUGCCGAGGGGACCACCAGCGAGUCGCAAAAGACGUCCAUUCAAAAUUCACCCAACAAGACUAAUAGUGAUGUACCCGCAGCUGAGCCUAGUCAAAACCCCGCGCCGGAGGCUAUUCCGAGCAACUAACUCGACACUACAAUAAUACUUACAAUAAAACUAAAGCUUAGAUUUUUGUAUCAUCACAUACUAUCGUUUAGUAUCAUAAAAGAGCAAUAGCAUGUGACGACAUUUAUUCGUAUUAUGCGUUUAGGUUAAGUCUCCUUUGGAAUUGAAACUUAUUUGUUUUGCAUGCGGUAAACGAGUUUACAUUUUUUUUUUAUUUGACUGUUAACCUUUUAUUUUGUUUAUUUUUUCAUUUGCUUGAUGCGUAAAUUUUUAUAUAUACAUGAAUAGAUGGUAAUGUAGAUGAGUGCCUUAGCAACUCAGUGUUUUAAGAAAGUUUAUUCACACUUUUGUGUAAUAAGUAUGUAACAACGUUUUGUUGUUUUUUACAAAUCCGUGUUUACUGUUGGAGCGGUCGCUCCGUUGUAUGAUGUUGGAGUCGUAAUAAUAUUUUAUACAUUACAGUUAUAGAGGAAAUAUUUGUUGUGUUGGGCUUUUUAAAAGUACAAUUUUUCGUAUUAUCUUUAUUUAUUGAAAAAAUUAAAAGUUUAUUUAUAUUUUUUUUUCAAUACGUGCAAUCACAUGGAAAGGAUGGACUGAUUUAUUUACAUCCGAUAAAUAAAUAAAAAAUAUAUUUAUUUUUUUCCGAAGGCAUAAUAUAUUUUAGGCUUUAAUAAAUGAAAUACGCAUUUUUCGCUAUACUAAUGAGCUGUCGCAUAUCAUUUCUUUUGCCAUAAAAAGUUUCUAAGGUUAAGUUUUCUUACAAUACAAUAAGCUCGCGUAACGAAAACAGUGUGUACCUAACUUACGUCUAAUUUAGUUAGUUUUAACAUAGACUGUACAUAUAAUUUAAUUUCUUAUUUUGUUCAGAUCUCUAAUAAAUAUGUAAGUCUAA
This is a messenger RNA of Melitaea cinxia (Glanville fritillary), 2285 nucleotides long. RefSeq names its product maternal protein exuperantia (gene exu). Bases 173 to 1414 code for a protein of 413 amino acids. The transcript has 10 exons. Gene Ontology annotation, biological process: bicoid mRNA localization. Gene Ontology annotation, molecular function: protein homodimerization activity; RNA binding. The record is from RefSeq and is a predicted model, not a curated record. NCBI's taxonomy places the organism in Eukaryota, Metazoa, Arthropoda, Insecta, Lepidoptera, Nymphalidae.